GCGUUUCUUCCACCCCAUCGUAUUCAACCGUUACAGUCGGAGACUUCUUUCGUACACAAUGUUCCGCUCCUGGGGUGAGUUCAACAGUUGCGCCACGGAGGUCUUUCAUCUCUUCGCAGAGCCCUUGGUCAACAAGAGACGUGAAGUUCUUCCUUCACCUGGUCUUGUACGACAGUCCAACAGUAGCACCACUGUCGAAGAAGUUGGCUUGCGUCGUGCGGGCAUGGAGUGCGCCUUCUACGUCCUCUUCGGCCGCUAUCCAUCUCCGACGCUCCUCACAGACUGCUUCGGUUCCGCGUUCUCGUCCAGCCCAUCGCACGUCCCUGCACAUUGCCACGCGAGCCGAUCGUCGCGUGUCCCAGACAUCGCACAAAAGGAAAAGGAAAGAGUGUUUCAAGGUUAUUCUCCCGAGGAAACAGCGACGGGGUUGCAUUACCAUAGCAGCCGUACGAAACUGAUCUGUCUAGAGGCCUUCUUGAGAUUUGUGCGGCUAUGCGCUGAGGAGGAGGGGCCAGGACUGGUUGCCGCUCGUCCCCAGCCUUACCACGCCAUGAACGCUGAACCAGACAGCAGUGAUUCUUUAUCUCUGCCGUCGGAGGCCGGUAAGGCCGCAACGCUGCAGUGCUGGCGUCAAUUUGAAAGCGUGGCCGGCGCCAAAGGUUACAUAACGUUGGAAGACGUGCGUUCUAUUUCGAUGCAACACCCUUUUCAGGAUGUCCGCGCGGUGCUCGAAGAACCCACGCUGUCUGCCUCUGUUGUCAAACGUGGAAGCUCUGCGACGAAGGAUGCUGAGUUGUCCAGGCGCCAAAAGGCGUUGGCGCAGCAUGUGCUCUGGAUCAUGGACAGAGACCACGACGGCAAGGUUUGUUUCGACGACGUGAAGCCCUACUUGUUGGGUUCCGUUUAA
Messenger RNA from Leptomonas pyrrhocoris, 907 nucleotides. RefSeq names its product unspecified product. Bases 59 to 907 code for a protein of 282 amino acids. The transcript has a single exon. The record is from RefSeq and is a predicted model, not a curated record. NCBI's taxonomy places the organism in Eukaryota, Euglenozoa, Kinetoplastea, Trypanosomatida, Trypanosomatidae.